CCGCCUCCACCGAUGGGAUCCCAGGGUAGAAGACAUCAUCAGGCGGUCCAGGAGGUUGCAGGAGCCGGUCGCGUCAUCCCUGGAUGGGCGGCGCACUGACUGGAGGACGGAGGGUGUUUUCCAGCUUUAAAAGCACCGGAGCCGGCCCCUCUGACAUACCGCGCCGCGUCAUCGACCUUGGGAGUCUCUUGAAAACCUUCAUUGGGCUGAAGAGAGAGCCAAACUCACCUCCACCGCGGUUAACGUAGCACCCCUACCUGCGCCCUCUCCACAUCCGACAGUACGCGCUCCCCCCCCCGGCCGCUUGGUGCGCACCGUCCGCCGCGCUGUGCUUCCAAGCUGUACACUCGCUUUGCUUUAACUUCGCUGCAAAUUAUGGUUUUAUGUGAUGGUGUGUGAAGUGAUCUAGCUCUUGCAACAGUGUCAUUGGCGGUUGCUCCUCACAGUCUCACAGCCGGAGAAAGUUGCGCACCGCUUGUUGAAUGCAGGAUACCUUCUGCCUGAGCGGCACUUCCAAGUUCAGCUUUGGAACAGCAGCCGGUAAGGAUCGGGGACUCCAGUUUCUCACCUCUCUCGCCGCCGAUAUGAAGUCUGCAGAAGAAGAUGCAUACAGCUACACACCAAAUGUCAGCCUGUCCCUUCCACUGGGCAUGGGUAACCCCUGUAUGGCCAAUCACUACCACACCUUACAGUCCAGCCCAGUCAUCUCCAUUUCCUCUUGCCACCAAACAGACUACAGCCUCCAAAAUGAUAACCAUGCAGCAUCAGGCUACUACCUGCCCCACGGCCUGAGACCCAAUGGGGCCCCGGCUCUGGAAAGCCCCCGUAUUGAGAUCACUGCCUACAGCCAGUACCCCGAGGAUGAGGUCGAAGAGAGCAGCACUGAGGACCACAUCAUCAAGCGAGGCGUGAACUCCAUUGUGACGCUGACGCUGCCCAAUGCAGACGGCUACCGUGACCCCAGUUGCCUCAGCCCUGCGAGUAGCAUUUCCUCACGCAGCUGUAACUCAGAGACUUCUUCUUACGAGUCCGGCUUCUACAACUACGACAACUCCUCACAGAACUCCCCCUGGCAGUCUCCCUGCGUUUCUCCCAAAGGCUCAUCUUCUCUAAUGUCUUGCCCACAUGCCAGCGGUCCUGUGGCUUCCCCACACCAUUCCCCCUCCACCUCUCCUCAGAUAGGAGCCGUGGCCGAGGAAGGCUGGCCGACACAACUUCGUGGCUCCAGGCCUAACUCCCCGUCCUGCAGCGGCGGCAGCGGAGUCAACGGCGGAAGCAUAGGGAAGAGAAAGUACAGCUUCAAUGGCACCACCUACCGUCAGACAUCCUGCUCCCCCAAGCAAUCACCCGUCCCAUCCCCACAUGGCUCCCCCAAGGUCAGCAUCACAGAUGAGAACUGGCUCGACAACACCAACCAGUACACCAACUCUGCCAUCGUGGCCGCCAUCAACGCUCUGACCACAGAUGGAGUGGUAGACAUGGGGGAGGGUAUCCCAAUCAAAACAAGGAAGACCAUGCUGGACCACUCCAUGAGCCUGAAGGUUGAGCCUACUGGCGAAGUGCUGGGUCUUGAUGGGGAGCUCUGCCAUGAGGACUACCCCUCCCGCCUGGCCGUCAAGAAGGAGAACUACUGUGGAGGGUUCCUGGAUGUUCCACAGCAUCCGUACUCCUGGUCUAAACCCAAGCCUUACCUCAGCCCAUCGAUGCCAGCUCUUGACUGGCAGCUUCCGUCCUGCUCCGGCCCGUACAACCUACAGAUCGAGGUGCAGCCAAAGUCCCACCACAGGGCCCACUAUGAGACUGAAGGCAGCCGCGGGGCGGUGAAGGCGCUGUGUGGAAGCCACCCUGUAGUACAGCUUUAUGGCUACAUGGAAAGCGAGCCGCUCACCCUGCAGCUGUUCAUAGGGACCGCAGACGACCGCCUCCUGCGACCACAUGCCUUCUACCAGGUUCACCGCAUCACUGGCAAAACCGUCUCCACCGCCAGCCAUGAAGUCAUGCAAUCCAACACCAAAGUUCUGGAGAUCCCUCUGCUGCCUGAAAACAACAUGAGGGCCAUAAUUGACUGUGCAGGGAUCCUGAAGCUGCGUAAUUCGGACAUUGAGCUUCGCAAAGGAGAGACAGACAUCGGACGCAAGAACACACGCGUGAGAUUGGUGUUUCGCGUGCACAUCAACCAGCCCAACGGCAGGACAGUGUCCCUACAGGCUUCUUCGAACCCCAUUGAAUGUUCCCAACGCUCAGCUCAGGAGCUUCCCUUGGUGGAGAAGCAGAGUGUGGAAAGUUACUCUGCCACUGGAGGCAAAAUGAUGCUCCUGCAUGGCCUCAACUUCCUCCCUGACUCCAAGGUGGUGUUUGUAGAGAAGGCCCAGGAUGGGCAUCAUCUGUGGGAGACAGAAGCCAAAGUGGACAAGGACUCCGUCAAAAAUAGUACUCUUGUUGUGGAGAUCCCGCCGUACAGGAACCAGAGAAUAUCCAGCCCCGUGCAGGUUAACUUCUACGUCUGCAACGGCAAGAGGAAGAGGAGCCAGUGCCAGCGCUUCACCUUCCUGCCUCCAAACGUGCCGAUAAUAAAGACAGAACCCAAUGAUGAAUAUGAUUCUCUGGGGACUGCAAGACUGCCCAUGCAUUCAAAGCCCUAUUUCAGCCGGCCCAGGCUCACUCCCAUCAUGCCCGUAGCCGAUCCUGAUGCCUGCCUGGUUGGUGGUUACCCCCCCUGCCCGCCUCGCCACGCUGCAAUGCCAUCGUCGCCCCUCAGCUCCAGCCCCACUCUGCACGACCUGUCCCCCGUGGCUUACAGCAAGUGCCUUCCCAACAGCCCCACCCAUGCGGCACCACCAGGCCCCAUGGUGCCCCCCGUCCAGGAGACCCCUGGCCUCCCCAACCUUGCCCACCCAGCAUCGCCAGACCACAACUCUCCCCUAGGGAUGCUUCAUUCCCAGGGCAGCCCAAACCACCUCAACAGCACAGGGCCCCAUGGUUACCACACUAUUUAUGCCAACAGCAGUCCCUCGUCCUCCCCGGUAUCCCACCCUUCCACUCCCGGGGAGAGCACGUUCAUUCAGGCCUACAGCCCGAGUCAGGCUCAGCAGGCAGCCAGCUCAGCCCAGGCCGGAGGAAGCUCACCCAGCCUGUUACCUGAGGACGCCAGCCCCCCUUCGAUGGCCAUCACCGUCAAACAGGAGCCCCAGGAACUGGACCAGAUGUACCUAGACGAUGUUAACGAGAUCAUCAGGAACGACCUCUCCAGCAUUUCCGUGCACACCCAUGCAUAGACAUCCACAAGUCUUUUGCAACACACACACACACACACUCGAUCAGCAGCAGAAUCAACUAAAAGAGGAUAACACGCCCCAGAGAUCCAGAUGAUGAAGAAUACAUUUCUGACCAGGUUCUCCCAUCUGACUAUCUCCUAAUUCCCAGACUGCAGACUCACAUUGACAAUCACUGGCUCCAAGCUCCAUUUGAAUAAACAGAUGAAUGUUAUAUU
Messenger RNA from Etheostoma cragini (Arkansas darter), 3490 nucleotides. RefSeq names its product nuclear factor of activated T-cells, cytoplasmic 1-like. Gene Ontology annotation, cellular component: transcription regulator complex. The transcript has 10 exons. The coding region runs from base 483 to 3275 and encodes 930 amino acids. The record is from RefSeq and is a predicted model, not a curated record. Gene Ontology annotation, biological process: cytokine production; regulation of transcription by RNA polymerase II; calcineurin-NFAT signaling cascade. Gene Ontology annotation, molecular function: transcription factor binding; DNA-binding transcription factor activity, RNA polymerase II-specific; RNA polymerase II cis-regulatory region sequence-specific DNA binding. Lineage: Eukaryota; Metazoa; Chordata; Actinopteri; Perciformes; Percidae.